Messenger RNA from Symbiodinium sp. CCMP2456, 163 nucleotides. NCBI's taxonomy places the organism in Eukaryota, Dinophyceae, Suessiales, Symbiodiniaceae. The record is from the annotation of a GenBank genome assembly.
GAUUGGCGGGCAUUCUCCAUUUACCAGCUCAUCACUGAUCGUUUCGCCGAUGGCGAUCCCAGGAACAAUGAGCUUUUCGACGGCGGGUUCGACGUCCGCGACAUGACCUUCCGCCACGGAGGAGAUUUUGUCGGGUUGACGCAGAAGCUUCACUACAUCAAAG